AUGUUCGGUGGCAUGUCCUUCGCUACGCAGAAUGGAGCCACACAGAACACCCCAGAGAGGCAGCGACGACCCGAAGAUCGCACGAACUUGCUGCCGGUCACCGUGCGAUUGCUGGAAUCCGCCAAUGAAGCUGCCAAGAUAGGAGAUGGAGAGCUGCGUUUUCACGGCAGUGAAACAUCUCCCAACAUCCUGCUGUUGCUGGCACAAGUGGAGGCUGUUCACGCACAGCAGAAGAACAUGGCGGAGUUCACAGUGUGUGAUGGCACUGGAAGCUUGAGGGUCCGUUUCUUCGCCACUGAUGGUGAGGCCCAGGAGAAGGCUCUCCAAAGCUUCAGCACUGGAAGCUGGGUGAAGCUCUUCGGUCAGUUCCGUUCUGCCCCCACGGCACACUUCUCCGUGUCUAUGCUUCGGCCGGUGAAGUCAGCGGAUGAGAUUAGCCAUCAUAUGAUUGAGGUGGCCCACUCCGCCCUAAAGUGCUGGCAGCACAACGGCUACAGUGGAACUGAUCCUACAACCCCAGCGCCCAAGGUGAAACCAGGGGAGCCUGAAAAGACAACUGAGCCUUGGACUCCUGAGAAGCCGACUGCAGAGGCUCAUAUGGAGGUAGACAUGGAAGCUGCCAAAAUGCCCGCCGAAACCGUGGUGCCUUUGGAGGGAUCUGCUUUGCGCAGCGCAGUAUUGGAGCUCAUGAAGGCCAAGGCUGAGGAGGAUGAUGUCGGAUAUUCCAUCCCAGAGGUGUGCAGCAUUUUGCAGAAGAAAAACAAGGUCACCUCAAGUGCUGUAGAGAAGAUGAUGCACGACUUGGUCGAUGAGGGUGAGCUCUUCAACUCUACCGAUGAUCUUGGUGCCUACAAUCCCAUCGUAGGCGGAGCCCAGCUGGGUGUUGCACGUGCUCCAUUUCUCUGGGGAAAUUUGGAGGACAUGCCUGCUGGUAAUUCGCAACCAAAUAUGAGUAUUUGGACAGCACCAGCCUACCAAUGGCGGAAAGUGGACAAGAUUGGGAAAAGGAAAUCGUUGCUGCCUGGCAAUUUUGACCAAAACGUUUGCUGCUCCUUUUCUGGUUUAUUAAUUAGGGGGGGUAGUCCUCCAAUAGUCACAAUCUAA
This is a messenger RNA of Cladocopium goreaui, 1104 nucleotides long. The record is from the annotation of a GenBank genome assembly. NCBI's taxonomy places the organism in Eukaryota, Dinophyceae, Suessiales, Symbiodiniaceae.